AUGGAUCAAAUGUUACCUAGUCCGUACAAUAUACCGGGUAUAGGUACGCCUUUGCAUCAGCCCGAAGAAGAUCAGCAAAUCCUUCCAAAUGCUAUGCAACAACAGCAGCAGCAUCAAAACCAACAGCAUCAACAACAACAACAUUCUUUGGCCUCAUUGGGCUCCUCUCCACUAGUUGGUUUUGGAGCUUCUCUUAUGGGUACCCCUCAACGUUCCAUGCAUACUUAUGCACCAACUGCAAGUUAUGCAACUCCACAGCAAAUGAUGCAGCCUCAGACACCGCAAAAUAUGAUGUCUCCCAUGAUUUCUGGCCAACAAAUGCUUAAUCAGACUUGCCCUUCUCCAAUGACUCCUAUGACUCCACAUUCAGCAGAUCCAGGCAUACUACCACAACUUCAAAAUAUUGUAUCUACUGUCAACUUAUUUUGUAAAUUAGAUUUAAAGAAAAUAGCAUUGCACGCUAGAAAUGCUGAAUAUAAUCCUAAACGAUUUGCUGCUGUUAUAAUGAGGAUAAGAGAACCAAGGACAACUGCAUUAAUAUUCUCAUCUGGCAAGAUGGUGUGUACAGGAGCAAAAAGUGAAGAGGACUCAAGACUUGCUGCUAGAAAAUAUGCUAGGAUUAUACAGAAACUAGGGUUUUCCGCAAAAUUUUUAGAUUUCAAAAUUCAAAAUAUGGUGGGAAGCUGUGAUGUCAAGUUUCCUAUUCGUCUAGAAGGCUUAGUGCUUACCCAUGGUCAGUUCAGUUCUUAUGAACCAGAAUUAUUUCCAGGACUUAUAUAUAGAAUGGUUAAACCAAGGAUUGUUCUUCUCAUUUUUGUGUCUGGCAAAGUUGUAUUAACAGGAGCAAAAGUAAGACAAGAAAUUUACGAGGCAUUUGAUAACAUCUAUCCCAUACUGAAAAGUUUCAAAAAACAGUAG
Messenger RNA from Pieris macdunnoughi, 918 nucleotides. Lineage: Eukaryota; Metazoa; Arthropoda; Insecta; Lepidoptera; Pieridae. The record is from the annotation of a GenBank genome assembly.